AUGUUGGCAAUUUGGACAAGGACGUCCCUCCAGAGAAGGAGGAACUGGCAAGAAAGUUCAAGAAAUACGGAGACAUUGUGGACGUGUGGGUCUCCAGACAGCCAGCAGGAUUUGCUUUUGUCACUUAUGACACCUACAAGGAUGCUUUGA
Molecule: messenger RNA, 150 nt
Organism: Symbiodinium natans
Lineage: Eukaryota; Dinophyceae; Suessiales; Symbiodiniaceae
Source: the annotation of a GenBank genome assembly